AUGAAGUCUUUAAUCUCCCUACCAUUUCUAGGCCUAUUGGCCAUGCAGCCCGUGACCUCAGUGGCUUACUGGCGCAUGGCUUGUAGUGUCUCUCAAACGGCUCGAGUCGACCCUAUCCUCAAUCCCGGUGGUGUAGCAAGCCAUGUCCACAAGUUCGCUGGCGGAAAUAACGUCGACGAGAACUCUACCUUCGACUCUCUUCGACAGUCGACAUGUUCUUCUUGUGAAGUGCAAAAAGAUACCUCGGCUUACUGGACGCCGCAACUAUACUUCGCGCACUCGAAUGGCGUGGUUGAAGAAGUUCCGAAUUAUGGCAUGACGGUUUACUAUGUCGGCAAGUGGCGCGGAGACCAGUCGAACACCAAACCCUUCCCGCCUGGGUUCAAGAUGAUUAGUGGAGAUUCUACAGCACGAUCAUAUGAUGAAACAACCUUGACAUACAUGAAUACACGGCCUGUGGCUGAUAGGGUAAGUUUCCGUUGCAUAAAUGCGGCUAACGAUAUUCCAGAAACACAUUAUAUCAACGACACAAACUGUGUCAACGGCUUGCGAGCCCAGAUAAAUUUCCAGUCUUGCUGGGACGGUAGCAACCUUUACCUCGAGGAGUCGGCCCAUGUCGCCUAUCUCUCAAAUAUUGACUCUGGUUCUUGUCCACCAUCUCAUCCAGUAUCGAUACCAGGUCUCUUCUUUGAGGUGCUGUACUUUACCAACAACAUCGACCAGUCUGGUGGCGGCGAAUUCGUCUUCUCUAACGGCGACACGACUGGUUUCGGAUUCCAUGCCGACUUCAUGAAUGGCUGGGAUAUGGAUGUGCUCGACAAUGCCGUAGAGAAUUGUCUCUACACUGAUGUUGACUUUGGAGUUGUGUCAGCUUGUCCCGUUUUAGCGGAAAGCGAUACUCAGAACUUCUCUAGAGUUUGCCCCGAAGAGCCCUCGGUUUUGACAGAAGCUGUGAAAGGCAAGCUUGAUGGCCUCCCCGGGUGCAAUCCAAUUACUUCAGGCCCGGAAUCAGCUCCUGAGGAAGUCUGCGCUGUUGGUGUAGUCACGCCUGUCAAUUCCACGACUCCAGCACAGCCAAGUAACGUAAUCAGCUCGACCACCACCUCAGCUGAUGCCGCAACUUCUACCUCGACAGUUGCUACUCCGACGCCGACCUCGACGACCCUUUUGUCUACCACGUUGCAGACAUCUGCUUCAAUUGGCUAUUCCAGUUCUAAUAGUUCGCCGCUCUCAGAGUCAGCUUCUACCAUGUUGACCGUCUCGACUGUGACUUCAAACAGUGUUGACCCGGCGACAUCAUCCAGUCUCAUGUCUGCAACGGCAUCAACAUCACCUAAUGGUCCUUUGAGCAGCAGCACCGCCACCACUCAGUUCAGCGACGGCAUUCCUACGCAGAACCCGACAAGCAGUAGCGCAUCUACUGCAGCAUUCACUUCAGGCGGGUUCUCAGUACCAACGACCGCUGCGCUAGACGUAUCGACGACCCAGGGCACCAGUCAGCAGGGUGAUGUUACCACUGCUUCUUCCACCCCGGCGACUGUUAGCUCCGCACCCGAUAGGGAAACAACAACGGUGACUGUAACUGAUUUCGUCACUGUGACUGUGACGAUUAAUGGCGUCCCGGUAGAAACCACGAGCCCUGUUACCUUGACAGUCACAGGCAAUGGACCCACGGAGACAGGAAGCAUACUUACCGUGACUGAAAACACAUUUACUACUUUCUUCUCUGGAGGUUUUGGGGGCGCACCCGCGCAGGGCGGUCCUCUAUCAUCCCCGGGCGUCAGUCAAGCGAUCAAUGGCAUGUACACCAUAACUGGCAGCACUUUUACCACAUUUACAUUCGGACGUCCUUCGGGCGGACCUCAUGGUGCUGGCUUUUACAAUAGGCACGGCUCAUCAGGCGAAGCUGUCAACACUGCUCCAGUCAACACUGCUCCAGUCAACACUGCUCCAGUCAACACUGCUCCAGCCAACGCUGUCACUGCCACUCCAGACGAUGGAGGCAGCAUGCUUACUAUCACCGGGAGCACGUACACGACUUUCGAGUCGGUGGCAAUAUCCACGACCUUGGAAGAGGGGACCUCUACCACGACGCUUUUCUCCACAACCACAAUCUUUGUGACUGUCACUCCGACGAGUACCACCACAUUAGAGACCGCAGUCGCCUCGGCCAUUGCUACCACCUCAUCCACGACCGUUGCUGUCAGCAGCACACUAUCCUCGUUAAAUACAACCGUCGAUCGUGGCAUACCUAUCAGCAGUGCAAGCGAUUUAGUACCGACCACGUUCAUCACAAGGGCCGAUCCUAAUACAGGUGAUCCUACAUCUACGACUCAAACGGCACUCACGCUAUCGACCGCACUAACAAACGCGACAUUCUUCACUAUCCGAGGCCGCGAGGUAAUGUUGACGAAAUUAUAA
Exophiala spinifera is the source of this 2421-nucleotide messenger RNA. RefSeq lists its product as uncharacterized. The coding region runs from base 1 to 2421 and encodes 806 amino acids. NCBI's taxonomy places the organism in Eukaryota, Fungi, Ascomycota, Eurotiomycetes, Chaetothyriales, Herpotrichiellaceae. The record is from RefSeq and is a predicted model, not a curated record. The transcript is spliced from 5 exons.